This is a messenger RNA of Porites evermanni, 10185 nucleotides long. NCBI's taxonomy places the organism in Eukaryota, Metazoa, Cnidaria, Anthozoa, Scleractinia, Poritidae. The record is from the annotation of a GenBank genome assembly.
CUUUGUUUAGAACAAAGCGCUCAAGGCUCAAAGAGGGCUCUGCCAUUAGCAGCGUCUGUUUUAAAGAACCCCAAGGUUCAAGAAGCUGUUGUGGACAAAGGAUUGGAAGUGAUGAACAAAUUGGUUGACAAACAGCUCAAGAUCAUCGACGAAGCUCAGGAGAAAGCCUCAAACUUUUUAGCCAAAAACGUAAGUGCAUCUGCAAACUUAGGAGCUGAGACUGAAUAAAGAUGACUCUCCAUUAAAGAUUCUUCAUCGUUAUUACCAGAUUAAAUUGGACAUCAUGCCAGACAAAGGCUGGAGUACACCAGACAUGUUUGUACCCUCUGGAUACCACAUGGAGACGGCUCUUUCGGAAGUAGAAAAACCCGAAAAAGAGCAAGGAGAGGUUCCAUAUACUUAUGCACCCAAUACGGGUGUGGGAUAUGUCAUGAUGAAUGGCUGCUGGGGAACAAAUUAUACAGCCAGUGAUCCUUGCUAUAACGCGAAAUGGACUUCCAAUGUCUGUCAGGUAGGUGACCCUCAUAGGUGAAUGAUGUGUGGAAGGACGAAGCAGGCGCAGAUCCACACCGGUUUCCACCAUCGGUCAGAUUUUUAAUAAAUAAAUAUACUUUUAUAAAAACAAAAAUUUCAAGUAGAGAUCUGGCCAUAUCCACUCUGAAUGACCCAGAAACCCAGGAAAGGGGACUUGGAGAGUUAAAAUCCAAAAAAUUUCCCAAGGGGUAGCAUCACCGGACGCCCCUAGAAGCUUGCACCUUCGACGCUCGUUUAGGAACUCGGUCAGUAUUUAUCCUAGAUCCAUGCCUACGGAGAGAAGAACAUAUGAACUUCGCUGACGGCAAAAUUAUGUUGUGAAUAUGCCGACGGUAGUGGAGGAAAAAACAAUGGCAAUGUGGUGGUGUUAGUGGAGGGGAGGUAAGAAAAAAAAGUGGAGGAUAAAGAGCUAAUUUGCCUUGGAAAUCAUAUAAUAUGCACGAGAUGCCUGCCAAGAAUCAGUGAACCGGAACUGAAGCAACUUGUUGGACAAUAAAAACGGCAGGAAAUUGAACUUACACAAUUAACUUACGACUCAGUUAUUUUAAGUCACAUACGACUUGCGCUCAUUCCUUAGACAACAACAUGAAUCAACCAACUUUUUAAUUCUUUUCUUACUUUUUAGUCAACCACAAUCAAAACGCAAGACAUUCAACGACCCAGAAAUGACUAAAAAAUCUGUAUAUAUAAAACCACUUAAAAAUAGCACAUUACCUUAUCUUAAUGAAAUUCCGCCACGUGUUAUUCAUGAGAAGACAAAAGGCUAUGACGUCAUCGGCGUUGAUGUAUUCCGGCUCCCUUAAUGAAAUCCCUGCCCAAAAAAGGAGUUAAUUCUUUGCUCCCUAUACUACUAUCAUCGGCACUCAGAAGAGGAAGCGUAGGUCAGCUGUGAAGAACAAUUCAGGUUUUACAUUUUCUUGCAGAACAUGAUUGACGGAGCAGCCUUUCUAGGAGUUGGCUUUGAUGGUCGCGGAGAUUACAGUCCAGAGUCAAGAAAAAUGAGCAUUGUGCAGAGAAACUGUAAAAACAAGGCAACGUAAGUCUGAAUACAGUUCAUACACGAAAUGACUCCUUAGGUCCUGUCUGGGAAAAGUGCGGUGAGUAUCAAUAACAGAGUAUUUCAAAUAUUCAUAUCAAUUGAUUUAAUUAGAUGAAAUUUGAAUUGAUACUUUUAUGUCAAUUAUGUGGAGCCAAAAUGGAGGUCUUAUGGAUCAGACUGCAUGUGAUGCGACGAAUCCUUUUAGUGACAAAGUCAGUUGCCCUAUCCUUACAAAAAACAGUCAUCUAUCAAAUAAAUUUAAAGAUAAUUUCAUUUUUGACGCUCUUAAAGUGUCCAGUAGGGUGGAAGUGUGUAGGCUUUAUGUCAGCCACUCCGCACACUAUUAGAAAAUAUUAAUAUGAAUGAAUAAUUGUAGGUAUGACGAUUUCGAUGUGCCCGAUACCAUGAACGUCCAUGGAAUUUACGAUACCUCGGCUACUAUGCACACGUUUGAGAGCCGUGCAGAAUUUCAGCAAUAUUUGCAGAAAGAAGCUGGUGUAUCUGGGUCGUACUUCGGGUUUUAUGCAGGAGCAAAAAAGGCCUGGGGAAGCUCAACCUCGACUGCUGGACAGCAGUUUAUGUCUGUUUUGGAUAUUGAUGUAGACAGGUAAGUGACCGUUAGACUGAUGGCAGUAGAAUGAAUGAAUGAAUGAAUGAAUGAAGAGUCGUGGAUGAGAGGACAACAGACGUGCCCUCUUACGAUACAUUUUUAAGAUGUGAACAGUAAGCUUGGACGUCAGCAUACAAGGGCGCCACUGGCAGCCGCUCUCAGUCCAGUUAUGAGGCUACUGUACCCACCAGAUCCAUGAUGAGAAUGAUGUGAUUUGUGAAGGUUGACCACAACACCGGGGUCUACGUCACCUACUCUUUUCGAACAGUGGUGUUUUUUUUUUACGUCCGUCAAGAACCAGAUAAGUGUAAGUGCUCUGAGACGGGACCUACGACUUUUCGUCCUUCUCCGAAAAGACUACUAGAAAGUCUAAUCGUUUGCAGGUGUUGGUGCGGCCUGGGUUCGAAAUGAUGUUGAUCUUCAAAUUAUUAGACUGUGAAGGUUUUACUACGUCAGUCAUUCUGUUCUUUACGCAAGGGAAAGAGCCGAAAUUUUCUGAGAUGUAAGAUUGUAACUAAUGCGCACUUGUUGGCUUUUGUUUAUGCGGGGUAUUCCCUGCCGUGUAUUGACGUAUUCUAAACUUUCGCGUCUUUUUAAUGCGUGGUCCUUAUUCGAUACACCCAUAACCAGCGAUUGAACGUUUAGGUUGUCCUGAUUUAAACUCGCUCGUUCGGUUUCGUUUCCGUAACGACGUAUUCUCCAUAUGUUCACUUGUAGCCCUCUAAAAUUACCACGGUAUUAUUUUCCGUUCCAACGCCAGCGUUCUUUUUCAUAUUGAGAUUCCUAGUAGUAAUACAAAAUUAAAAUUUGACACGAUGACAUUAGUGGAUGCUUCAGCAUUUGAAUGAGGUUUAAAAACGAACUAGCUCUAGUUGAGCAUGCGUGUAAAAAUGGUCUCUCUUUCUUUCUUGGCAAUUGUGCACAGUGAAAUUGUUUUAAAUUUUGUUUUUUUUCCUGAAAAAUUUAAUAUGUUUGCUCUCUAAAAUGCAAAAAGUGUUUUUCGAUGGCGCAUUUGUGGAUAACGGCAUUUCGAUACUAGAACGCCCGACUACUUUAAAGUACGAAAUCGAAAAAGAAGUUUUCAUGGUAUUAUAUGAAAAUUAAUGGUCAAAAUAGAGAAAUAAACCUCUUUUUAACUAGUACUACACUUUAAUUAUCAUCAUUGUUAAUCAUUUCUAUUCUUGUGCUGCAUUAACCAAGGUAUGAAAUUUUCAUGGAUGAAGUUAAGCCGGAGGAUUUAAGCGUUGCAUUUCUGCGAGAAUUUAUGAAACUUCCAAGAUCAUACUUCGAUGCAAGAGCUCCAACAAAAUACCGUAAGUACCGGCAGAAAUAUUUAAAGAAAAGUAAAAGAACUCUCUGGUUCCUUUGAUAAUUCGGCCUGGCCUGAAGUAGACGUUCUCAUUACUUACUUUCUUGAAACGAAUCAGUGUAAAACCUCGACACGGUAACCUAGUUAGUCUUUAAAACUAGAAAUAUUUCGUCUCUUUGCUUGAAAAUUAUUGUUAUUAUAUUUAAUGUGACCAUGUUUUACUGAGUAAGCUGAGUAUAUCUACAAGUAAAACAACUGCCUUUCUUCUUUUGCUUUGUAAUAGAAAGUUUUAUUCAAAGAUGGGGAACCCAUUAUAUCAAAUCAGCGAGAUUUGGCGGAGAACUGGAAAUACGUAAGAGAAUGGACGCCAAGGAGGCAGGAUCUAAAACCCAGUUUUCCGAGAAAAUGGAAUUUGAAUAUAAGACUCUUUUUGCGAGUGUCGGUGCAAAGUAUACAAAUGAGGGAGGAGUGUCUGUAAGACAACAGACUAAAACAACUUCCACAGAGGUUGAAGCCAAAGGAGGAAGUCAAGAUAUAGCGUCCAUUCUGUCUGACAUCUACUCACCAACGUUUAAGACAGAAUUCAAAGAAUGGCUGCAGUCGAUUCCUAAGUACCCAAAGGCGUAUAAAUUUGUAAUGGGAAAAACUUCCGACCUGGUGAAUUUCCGGGCCAGUGAUUUGUUUCCAGAAGAGAAGGUGAGCAUUUGUUUUUGGAUUGAUUAGUUAAGAGUUGAUCAUUUAUCGCGAGCUUAUGAAACGCCGAAUAACGUUGGUGUCCUGUUUGGGGUUUCGCUUGACAAAAAGUUAAAAUUAAGUUUUGUUUUCAUACCUCCAGUACUCCUGUAUGACGUUGUCGAGACAGGCCACUGAAAGAGAGAAAAGAUCAACUUCAGGUUGCACAGAAUGUGAAAAUUCUUGCUGCUUAUCGCUUGUGAAUAAUACCUUAAUUUGUUUUGUCUUCAAAAGCAAGGUUUUAUAUCUAGUGUGUCUUCCCUCCCUACUUCCUGGCUGAGGAACUAAAACAUAGUCGACUUUGGGCGGUCCAUCUUACCGCGGACUUUUUCCUCCAGGUAAGCUACGGCUGCGAGGGGAAAGCGGCAGAAAUCGAGACUGACAAAGAUGGGCGUAAGUUCUAUUACACCUUUCCCAUUAAAGGAACGAAGAAGAAAGUUUAUUGCGAAUACGACAGCCGACAAAACCUGGAGACAGCAAUUAUGGACAAGAGGACAAGUUUAAAGAGAGCCAUUGAAAUCUACAUGGAGGAGGUAAUGCUGAUGUUGAUGUGAACCCAUAGUGUAUAUCAUUCGCUAAAACUAAAAUGUCUCUGUGCUUAAUUAAUGUUUAGGGGCCCGUUUCUCUAUCGGAUGUCCGUCUUGAAAAAUGUCCACCUGAUACAGUGACCAAUCCCACGACAAAACCUACUACCCAACCCGGACAGUCAGCAGACAAAUGGAUGAAUGAUAAAGUAGUGGUUCCCAAAUGGAAAGAGCUUAUCCGCGGUGACUCCACUUUUCAAGUAACAUUUGACAUGCUGAGUGAUCUAACAAACCCACUGCAUAUUGCUUUCAGUAUUCCAAAGGACAUGAGGAGGAAUGUUCGCUACAGGUACGUCUUUAAUAUUAGAAAAGCACGUUUUGACUUCAUUAAUUUAUUGUGCACACUUUUAAGCCUCAGAAGUACUGCAAAAAAUGUCUAAGGCCCGGUUCAGACGCCGAACUUUUCAUGAGCUGAACCUAAUUCGAAAUAAGGCUGACUCAAUGGGCUGAAUUGAUAUCAGACACCAAUCUUAAUUCCAGCUGAACAAAAUUCAAGAGGAGGAAAAUGUUAAUUUCGAUAAAACUGCUUGCAAAAUUCUUUUCAUAAAUAAAUAAUUUAUACAUUAGGUUCGGGACAUGAAAACAGCUUGAAAAGUUCGGCGUCUGAAUCAAAGUCGCUCCAAAGUCGAAAUUCCGGCUAGGCGGGAAAAACGGGUGAGCCGUUCCAAAUUGAAAUAGGUGUUCCUGAUUGAUUCAGACGCCUAACCUUUCAUGUACUUAAUUCAAUGCAUACUUUCGGGUUGUGAAAAGUUCGGCAUCUGAACCGGGUCUAAUGUCACUUUCCAUAACCAUUUUAUCUUGAGGGCGAAAGGUGCAAAAAGACCGACCCAUAGCCAGAAUAAUAAGCCUAAGCGUAUCGAGAAAAAUAUUUUCCACACGCGUAUGACUCAUGAUCACUCAGUCAGACAUGGGGAAAAACUGAAAUACUCCAGUGCCCCUAUGGAUAUCAGCAAUAUGUACAGCGUAUACAAGUUCUUGACCAAGAUAGCUGGAUAUUCGCCAAUUUCAAUUCUUUCUUUUUGGCUGUCUUAUGGAUGGAGACCAUUUAAGAACGCAAAAAAGAGACCAAUAUUCACUGAACAAAUUUGGUCAAUAUAAAAUAUUCAUAAUAAGGCCAAACGAACGUUUUUUUUCUUGAGGAGCUUAAGCGGGAAAUCCUGCAAAAGGGCGAGACAGGACCAUCUUUCCCGCUUGGGUUGUAGCUCAUCAGAACACAGGUUUCGAAUCAUCUCAACACUCGCGGAACCAAACCAUAUGAUAAAGCUUAGAGUGUAUUAACUACUUAGCUUAACUUGAUGAGGUUUUCAAUCUCCUCUUUCCUCCUCAUCCCCACUCUGAACACCAUGUUGUAUUUAAUUGUCACUCAAAAGAUACGUGUAGAAGGAGGAAAAAAGGUCACUGAAAAAUUAAACAUGAUUGAUUAGAAGGAAAGAGAUUGGCGGACGGAGAAAUCUGUAGAGUUUGGUGCCAUCUAAGUAAAGCCCAUUGGAAAAUUUCAAAACAGAACUUUACAAGUAUUUCAUAUCUAUAUUUUCUUAAGGGAUGGUGAAUGGUACACAAGUGACGGUAAUAACACAUUUCACCUGUAUAGCGGUUUCAGUGGUUCGACAAAUUACCACCGAAAACGUAAAAUGUCUAUAUUUGGAUUGAAUUUAUCCUACAACGAAAAGAAAGGGUUUUUAUAUCUUGCUGAAGAAGAUUACAAAUCAUCAAAGAAAGUGUUUCCUACAUUGCCAACUGACUUGAUUGGAAUACCAUUAGCACGGGUGGAAUCAGUAAGCCGAGACGAGCAUGCUAGCAAGAGAAGCGGGUCUUCCGCCGCACCCAGUAUAGGGGUACCUUGCCACGCCGAAUGGUCCAAUGUCCUCCGUAUAGACUUGGAAGACAUGCAAGGGCAAUGUCUUCACUUUACUGCAGCGUCUAGUGGAACGAUAUACGUGGUGUUCAGUGCUUCACCAAAAAACUUCCAAGCACGUUAUGUCGUGGAAAUUUCCACAAAAAAGGUUGUCAUCUUUAAGGUAUGUUGAAAAGUGUUUUUUUUGUUUUUGAAAGAGUUAGCAAAAGGUAUAAAAUUAAAGAAAUCAUUUGGUUUUGAAAUGAAUCCUCCAUAUUUUUGAUUCAGCUAAAAGAGGAUGGCCAUGGGCUCAUUUCUUCCCCACUAUACUACUAAUAUAUUCCUUGUAAGACCCUCAUGUGACGUCUUUACUGCGCGCCAUUAGCUCAAGUUGAAAGGAAGAGGUUAUCUGGAGGCAACAAAGCUAAUUGUAUGAAUUCAAAGUGAAUACAGUGUAUAUGAUAUUUAAGUCGUAUAUUGAACUGCGGGAGAAACAUUUUUUCUAUAAACUGUUUCAGUGUGAUGAUCUUUCAUUUGCUAAAGCUUUCUUCCGCAGUUCAAGUGUAGCAGAUUUCAUAAAUUCACUUUAAUUUAUAUUUUAAUCUUCUACGGAUAUGUCACGGAAUUCGAAGUAUCGACCCCGCUCCCUGCUGGCUUGAAAGCUCAGUGGUUAGGUGCACUGCAUCGGUAUCGCAGAGGUCAUGGGCCGGGUUCGAAUCUCUUUCAAGCCUUAUGUGUUUAGGCUUUCCUUAUUGUGUACAUUAAACUGCGAUGAUCAUUUAAUUGUUAAAAUAGUUUUCGUUAGCAAUAGUCAGUUUAAGCUACAAGCAUUUUAUGUGCUGGUGUAGGGUGAAGAGGCAGCGUCUGACUCACCAUCCAUUACCGAUGUAAAUGCUAUGGCCAUUGGGGAAGGCGUUAUUUUCGAGUCUUACUUUGUGUGCAUCACCAUUUCUGGUAAAAACACGUUGAUCGAGUACGGCAAGAACCAAGGUACCAGGGACGCUGGAAACGUCUAUCUUUACCUGAUAGACAACGACAGAAAUUUUGAUGUAAGGUUUUAUGCUUUUGGAAACAAGGACGAGCCAGUCAAUAUCAUGGACGCUCACAUAGUCUCGCAUAAUCGAACGGAUAUCCAGUGCAAGGGGGAUACCAAGAAAGACGAAAUCGAAAAUCUGUGUGCAAAGAAUUGUCACAGAACCUGCAAUCCCGUGGCAGGUUGGUAGGAUUUUAAAUUGGUAUAAUCUUCACAUUAGACACCUGUUUCGCAAAAUUUCAAUUUACUUUGCCAUGUUUCUUUACAUAUAUUGCUAAAGAAUUAUUGAUACUGGCAGAGUCUCGCUUUGGGUGAGCUCUGCAGGCUCGGACCCAAAUAAUGGCGUAUUGAUUUGGGGAUGAAUUAGGCCUCAGAAGUGGCCGUUUAUUCAAUUUAAAAAAACGGCAAAUAUUCCAGAUACACAAGAAUUUUACACAAGCAAGGGUGAUGGAGAGCACAUCCGCCGUCCCACUAGGACAAAUAAGAACCAAAGGGAGGGGGAGGGAGGGAAAAUCUUAUUAAUCUUCCUUCAUGUGACAGUGAGCAGAAGGGUCAUGCGCCUAUAGCUUUCACGACUUAAGAAUAACCCCGAACAUGAAAUACAUUAAGAACCAGUCACAGGAAGCAAAAAAUCAUUUCCUUCUUUGGAAAGAAAAUUCUUUUAAGAUCAACAAAAACAAGCGAAAGCCCCGGCACUUUCAUUUCGUUUCCCUUCGUAAGGUUAUUAUUGUGACUUCUACGUGACUUCUACCUUAAACCUCAUUAUGAAUUUUUUAAAAUUGUAAAAAGUGGUUUAAUCUAAGUAUCUCUAUUGCUUUCCCCGCCCCCACCCUUCCCACAGUUCUCAGAGAUUUGACGAAAGGCUCUUGCUUUGACCUUUUAUUUUAAAUAAUAUUUAGGUUGCAAAGCACCGGACAAUGAUGAACAGUGCAACGCAUGUAGAGUUGUUAAGGCAGCAGGGAGCUCGAGAUGUCUUGACGAAUGCCCGGCAACAUCUAUGAUAAACAAAAAACGGGAAUGUGUUCGUAAGUGUAUUGACUUACAGUAGAUUCAAAAUGUAAACGUCACGAUAUCCGAGGGAACUAGUAGGAUGCUGAUGUACAGGUUCCCCAGACGUUGCAAACCAGCAAUUCGCUUUGAAUGUGUGUUCUUAAGAUGCCAGGAAGCGUUUCCACUUCAGUACUUUAUUGUGAUCUUCUCGUCUUAAUUCUUAUCAUUGAAGCCUCGCAAUUUUUUUUAAAGUCAGCCCAACUAUAAUCCCAACUAUGAUCAGGCCUUUUCCAUCAGACUUAAAUGUGUUACUUGAAAGUGGAAACACGCGUAAAUCCUGCAAUAUGCAGCAAAGUAAUUAACUGGCCUUUUAAAACUUUUUUAGCAUCUUAUGAAGGGAAAGUAGAAGUAGGCACUGGAACUCCAAUUGAGGUGAGAGAUAUCUCGAUCGGGGAUGAACUCAGCACAUGCAUGUGGCUAAAGCUUUCAGAAGGAACAUGGAAAAAAGAUAACCACAUGGCAUUUCCGGUUUGGCUGGAGAUGCAGGGAAUGAACAUGCUCACUUCCUUAACUGGGGAAGGUGACAGUCUUUACUUCCUGUACGUACAUGGUGGCAUAAAUAAAAGGUAAUCAACAACUGAGUUUCUUUAACUUUUGGAGCCUCCAAAUUCAAAAUUUACCAUAUAUAGUUUCGUAGGGAUAUUGUCAUGCUUUAUGUGACACAUUUGUUCGGUUAGUCUUAGCAUAGUCGAUGUCAGGUGCAUGCCAAAUGUCACAAUUCUCCACAUCUAGCUAACAUUUUACACAUUUAUUCCCAAUGUAUUGCGCACCUUAUGCUCCCAAAAAUGACUUUGUAGAGCAAAACAGAAGAGACUGACGUUUUGGAGAAUGGCAUGGUUCUUACUUUGCAAGGAUAAGAAAAGCUCACUUAAUUUCUCGAUAUGGAGAUAAAAUUUACUUGGCAAUGCGUUCUUCACUUUGUUAUUCUUGUUAUCUCAUAGCACGGACUUUUCUGGUAAAUUCCUUACAUUAUAUUAACGGCUCAACGUUCUCAUAAUUUGUUUGAAUUAAGGCUGAACGUCGAUGUAUUAAAGGAUAAACUAUGGCAUCAAAUCUGCAUUUUAUGGUCAAGUAAGACAGCUGUCUGGUCGAUAUAUUUUGACGGAGAGAGGGAAGCCUACGGCAUUUAUAACGACUUUAUAGGACGAAGAAUUGGAAAGUUUAAGUACGGAGAGGCUUUGUCGUUAAAUAAAAUGCGUAUGACCCAGGUCAAUCUUUGGAACCGCGUUCUCACAAAUCAAGAAAUCGCAACCUUCGCAAAAACAUGCAACCAGGGAAUAGGUGACCUUGUUUCCUGGGCUGAUCUGUAUGACGAGACAAAGUCAAGCAGGUACUCCAAGCCGUCCACCUGCAAAGCAGUUCCCGAGGCUUUAUCAACCACCGCCACGCCUGUGACAAAAAAACCAACCACCGAACCCACAACUGCAAAAGCCACAACAACUGAGCCAGCAUCCAGGUAA